AUGAAAUGUCUAGCAAAUCAAUUAAAUAAAGUAAAAAACUUCUCAGAACACACGAGCAAAACCAAAAGUCACGAUAUUAACCCAAGCAUAGCUACAGAAGUACUUAAUUGCAUUUUAAAAGAAGAAGAUACAAUUGAAAAUAAGCACAUCCUGGUUCUAAAUUCUGAAGCCGGAAUCUUACAUGUUGGAUUAAAUCUUUGCCACCCCGUUUUUCUCACAUCGAUAGUUUCCGAUACACCCAAUGAGAAUAUUAAGCAGAAUGUUACUGAAUUUAAUGUAUCUUGCGAUUUCAUAGUUUCAAAUACACAGGUAUUCAAGAAAAAUGCUCUCGACAUUGCUGUUGUUGGUCCAAUUCUUGAAAAAUCAAAGUGUUCUAGCCUGUCAUUAAUUAAAAUGGCUACACAAACAGCCAAAAUAACGUACUGUGUAUUUCAGACUGAACAUAUGAAGAAAUUAGUUGAAAAUUUUCCAAACUAUACUGUAAUUGGAACAGUUAAUAUUAAAAUGCCUGGAAGUUCAAAUUAUUACAAGCAGAAUAUCGGUCAUGUUGAGCAUACCAUAUUUAAGCUUAAAAAUAAUGAAUAA
This is a messenger RNA of Vittaforma corneae ATCC 50505, 585 nucleotides long. RefSeq lists its product as uncharacterized. The coding region runs from base 1 to 585 and encodes 194 amino acids. NCBI's taxonomy places the organism in Eukaryota, Fungi, Microsporidia, Nosematidae. The transcript has a single exon. The record is from RefSeq and is a predicted model, not a curated record.